This is a messenger RNA of Malaya genurostris, 6786 nucleotides long. RefSeq names its product box A-binding factor (gene GATAd). The coding region runs from base 1405 to 4302 and encodes 965 amino acids. The transcript has 9 exons. Lineage: Eukaryota; Metazoa; Arthropoda; Insecta; Diptera; Culicidae. Gene Ontology annotation, molecular function: RNA polymerase II cis-regulatory region sequence-specific DNA binding; DNA-binding transcription factor activity, RNA polymerase II-specific; zinc ion binding. Gene Ontology annotation, biological process: negative regulation of transcription by RNA polymerase II; positive regulation of transcription by RNA polymerase II; cell fate commitment. The record is from RefSeq and is a predicted model, not a curated record. Gene Ontology annotation, cellular component: nucleus.
UACAGUUUUCGUUUGAUUGUUCUAAGCUUUCACUAUUAUAGCAGUUUAUAUAUUCGCAAGAAGGAACAUACAUACUCUAUUGCUUACCUUAUUAGUUCAGUGCAUGUGUGCGUUAUUUAUAGUUAAUCGGCGACAACAGAAAUAAAUAAAGAUAAUAAUAGGAGUAACAACAACAGGACGAGAAAAAGGGAAAUUAUAUUUCCCACUAAAAACGUGAGCCCUUUCCCCGUCGUGAUCCGAACGAGCCGAGUAGUCGACGAACAAUUCACGACCCUGCUGCUGUUUGGGAUGGUGCGUGUCUGGCUGAACAUGUGUGAGUGAACCUCAUGGUACUGUGCGGUGUUGCGACGCGGGCAAUUUUUUUUCUCAUAUCGAGAACAGACUGAGUGUGAUGGCUUUUGGUGUGCGAAUUUGUGCAGCACCGGAAAUCUAGUGUGAAUCAAUCGAAAGCAAAAGUGUAUCUACGACGCGCGCAGUGCAGUGCUCUGCUUCUGGUGUGGAGCUCUGCCUCACUCGUUGUUGGUAGUUAUUUCUGCUGGAUAUUGGAUUUAGAUUAUCUGCAGCCAUAGCAAUCUAGCUGACUUGGUACCGUAUAAACCGAAGCCUUCAAACUGUCAAUGUUGUUGAGGCGAGACUCGUUGAUUUUAUCAAUCGCUUAUCAACGUGGCUGAGGAAUUGUUAUUGCUACAACAGCGAAAAAAAAACCAAACUGGAUCAUAAACAAAGCGCAGUGUUAUGGAUUAAUCGCUAUUGGCUACCAUAGUGAUACAGUAAACUUUCAGUAAGCCACACAAACACACAUUCACUGACGACGUACGAGGCUACCUCCCGAGAGGAAGGGUGCACAGGGAAAAAACGUGGAAGUACUCUACAGAAGGAAGACGAAGAAGAAGCGGAACCUGCCCGAUCGGGAGACCUGGAGAGGAACUGCUGUCCUGUUCAAGACGAUGAGAAUACCGGCGCACACACAGCGAAAGAAGUUAUUUGAGUGAUAUCUUAACAAUUUUAUCUAUCAACCAGUUUGGGCUAUCGUGAUUUUGUUGUUGUUGGUGAUUUGAGUUAUUUUUUUUACUGUGUGGCAGAUGAAAAGUGUUGUUUGUUUGUACAGCUAGAACCAGGCCAGUGCGCGGUUAGAUGCCGAUGGUCGAUGAAAUAUGGCCCCAUUGUCCGAUGUCAUCGGUUGAAUGUGUUUAAUGUUACUGGAGAACCAACCCAUUCGGUUCCUUUUUGUUGUGCGGAAGAAAGUGAUCAUUGAUAGUUGUGUUUUCCUACUGCCAUUGAAAGUUGCCUGAAUUGUGUGCGCUCGAGCAACCCGUGUGCCAACACCGAAAGGGUUGACCCUGUGCGAUUUAAGCAGAAACGCCCGAUAUUACGACAAAAUAGGAGAAAUAAAAUCGAUCCACUAUGUGUAAUGUACCGCCCAAGUUUUACAAAUUGUGCCGCCUGUGCUUGACCAGUAUCACCGAUUGUGAGCUGAACGAGUCCACUGUUCUGGUCGGAUCUGGCCGACAACAGCAGCAACAUGAUAAAGGCUCCCGAAAGCGUCAACAGAAUGGCUCCACUGCUCCAGGUUCCAGCUCGUUGUUGGACCACCAGAAUUCAGUCAUCGUCGAUGCAACCGAUGCAGGUGAUGAUGCUGGUGACGGUGGUGGUGGUGGCGGCGGUGGAGGUACCGGUGGCGGAAAUAGUUUCGGUAAUGCUUUGAGAAACCUUUCUCACAUGCGUCACCAUAACAGUGGAACCGGAACCGAGCCCGGAAGUGGUGCCGGUGUGGCCAGUAGUAGCGGCAGCAGUACCAGCAGCUCAAGCUCUAGUUCCAGCUCGAGCUCCAGUAACAGUAGCUCCAGCGAAGACGACGAUGCCACCGCUGAUGACGAUUACGACGAUGAUGAUGAUUUCUUCGACGGGACCGAUGGUUCCAAUGUGGAUCUGGCCAAGCGGAUACGGACGUGUCUAGCGAUCAAGAUCACCCCAAAAGACGGUCUUCCCGCAGUGGUGUGUAGUUCCUGCCGGGACCAGCUGGAGACCUGCCACCGGUUCCGACGAGUGGCGCACAAGACGCAAAAGUCGCUCCAGAGCUUCCUCAGCUACGCCGCCAAACUGAGCGGAAGUUCACAGGAAAUCCUCUCGCAAUCUUCCGAGAAGCUAGAACACCUGAUCGCCUCCUCACCCGCUUCGUUAGCCGCGAAAGCUUCCGCCGAGCAGGAUGCGAUAGCUGCGUUGCAGGCCCUACGCAACAAUAACAAUCAUACAAAAUCAGUUACCUCAGUACUUAGUAAAACGCAUCUACAAAACCUGGAAGCAAAUUCAGUAUCUGUGAUCCCGAUUGAGAGUAUGAAAAUUUCGUCCUCCAAUCAGCAACAACAACAGCAGCAGCAGCAACAGCCGUCGAUAAUUCACCAAACGAUACACCUGCAUCCAACACAGCUUCAACACCAUCAGCAACAGCAGCAGCAUCAACCAAAACAGCCACUGAUACAGGUUAAGAACCUUACCCAGCUCCAGCAGGAACAUCUCGAAACCGCAGCGGUAUUAAUGGACAUUAGUAAAAAAGUGAUAAUCUCGCCACCCAGUUCGAAUCCCCAGUCGCCCAGUUUAAUUGCCGAACAGCAGCAGCAGCAACAACAAAAGCAACAACAAUUGCAACAGUCGCAUCAGUAUCAAACCAUCAACAAUAACAAUCAGCCACAACUACAAAGUAUUAAAUCGUCUGUGAUAAAGCCUCACGAGUUUCUCCUGAAUAACCUGAAACGGUCACCCAGUAGCGAAGAGAUGGAUCUCACAAUGAAACGCCUGAAGGUUGAACCGAACAUCCUUUCGCCAACGCUGCCCGCCACGACUCUGGUCAAGAAGAACGUAAUAAAACGCGAAAGUCUUCCGGAUAUAAUCGGUGACGAUCAGGCCAGCCAGCACAGUGACAGUGCCGACAGUAGCGAUUCGGGACGGCUUCAGAUGGAUAUUUCCUCGCAGGAUGCUGGUUCGGAAUGUACGACGGAUGAGAUCAAACGGUCGAACAACAAUAACAACAACAACAACAAUCAUCAUCAUCAUCACCACCAUCACCAACAGCACCAUCAGAGCAAUCAGAUUGAUCACAUGGGGCGCGAAACGCCGGAUAGCCUGAAUUCGAUUGAAGAUCAGCAACAUCUACAGCAGGUUCAGGUUCACCUGGGGCAACAGUUUGGAGCGUUAGCUGACGGUACAGAUCCAGCGACCACCCAGUUAUGGCAGGCUUUGGCGCAAAAUACAAAUCUUAUAAACGGUGCUGGCAAUGAAGCGACUCAACUCCUCCGCAAGAUGAUUAACGCACGGGCACUAGGACUUCAAUUUUCGCCGUCCAUUCAAAUCACCCCUGGUGUGUCACUGAUGAAGGCUGAAGCAAACCGUAGUAAUGCUCAAGGCCGCCGUAAACAGUCUUGCCCAAGUCGAACACCGGUUGAAGGAAAUUCUCCAAACACUACGAUGGAAGCCCUCAAACUAACAGCUUCGGGUAAGGCUGGUGGUGCAAUGACUGUAGUUACUAGCAAUAGCAGCGGUAGUCCGGUUCAUCUGGAUGCGGUCAGUCACAUGAACCGUGCCAACUCGACCAACAUUCUGUUUCGAACGAAAUCGGAUGUUUCUCCCCAAGCAGGUCUUCUGCCGGGGUCCAUUGAACAGAACAGUGGAGCUGCCAGUCCUCAGCUAAUGACGGGCAAAAAUACCGCAGCUCAACUAGCCGCUCAACAGUUAACCCAGCAAUCACAGGCCCAACAACAGCAGCAAGGGCAGCAACAAGCUCAGAAUCAACAGCCAAACUCCCAACAGAAGGACAUGUCUUGUACGAAUUGCGGUACAACGACUACGACCAUUUGGCGACGAAAUAUCCGUGGUGAGAUGGUUUGCAAUGCCUGUGGGUUGUACUUCAAGUUGCACGGUGUAAACCGACCGCACACCAUGCGACGAGAUACCAUUCAUACGCGACGACGUCGUCCGAAGGGAGAUAAAUCUACUCGAAGGAAAUCAAUCAAACAAGAGAGCAGUGAACCCAUGGACAACGGAGUGUUAGAGGGGGCGGCCGAUUUGCAGGCCCUACAGAAUCAUAACCUUUUGAUUGCCUUGCGAGAUGCAGCCCGUGCAACGCCACCCAACUUUCCCAUGCCACCUGCCUUCCAGCACUAUCUGCGGGUAACGCAGAACUUCGAUCCAACCGUAACCGUCAUGGAACCUGGUGACGAUAGCGGUCCUGAGAAUGAUAUUGACUCGUGUAACCUCCCGCUGAACCUGGUCGCCACUCAACUCGGUAGCGAUUCAUCGCAACACUGACUGCGUCGAAAGCCCGGGAAGGUUAGCUAGGGUAAGCGCAAACCACCGCCGAGGAAACGUCGCCGAAGAAAGAAAGGCAAACGUAAAAGCAGUGGAAACAAUCAACGUCAACCCUGAGAGAAUCUGCCCCAAAACUAAUACAAUCUUUCUUGAGAUUUUUUAUUGUUUUAACUGCGGCGAAGGUAGUAUGCACGAACUACUGUUUGCCGUACUACCAGCUACUACUACUACUACUACUACUACGACUACUACUAAAAGUAACACUAAUCUACUACAAACUAUUGUUUCAAUCAGUACUAUUAUUGCUAUCACUACAACAGCAAGCAGAAAUCCAGCCAGCAAACAAAGCCGUAAUAAAUCUUGAUUAUUACUAUAGAAAGUACAGAACACGGCAAAAGCAUCUCUACAAUUCUUAUCAACAUUGGACUUGAUAGUGACAGAAAGCAAAAAAUUCUAAAUCUCUAAGAACGUGGUGUUUGUUCUGACAGAAACACGAAUACUCAGUAUGAACGAACAGAACAAUCGUUACUCAAUUUAAGGUGCAUAAAUGAUUGGGUGGCAAAGGAAAUACUCUUAGUUUUUUUAAAUAUAUGCAUAAUGUGUGGAUCUUGUAAAAAAAAAGAUCAUUAGAAUCAUAGCGUUGAAGGUUGUUCAAACCUUUACAUAUUAGAGCAGCUACAAACACCCUAAAGCAAUAAUAAUAAUCCGCGAAAGAAAUAUUGAACACAGUUUCUAGAACAGUACAGUUAUACCGCUUUAAGCAGAGACAGAGCACUGAUAAUAUUCGCUGAAUAUUCGCAAGAUAUUAUUCGAGUAAGCGACAAAAAAAACUAUGAAAUAUCAAACAUUGAAAAUAAUUCACGAUCGAAGAUUUUUUCAGACAUGAUUGAUAUUGUAAGGUUCAGUGUCUGUUUGUGGAAAUCAAAAUUUUAAAUUUUGACGUUGAACAUCUUCAGAACCAUUAAUUUUAACUCAUCAAUUGUUGUGGAUUUUCGGAAACAUAAAUUUUGCCUAAGCAUUACACAGAAUGAAUACAAAUUCAAGCACUGGAAGAACAGAACACAAAACGGAAAAUAUGUGAUAAACAUUGUUGGUUGAUAUACUUAAAGGUUGCUAGCAGGAGAAAUGAAAAACGAUAAAAGCUAGACUUCAGCGGAAGUCAAUAAACACAGCGAGUAAGGUAACAAAUCAAAAUUAAUUUGUAGAGAUGCAAAACAAAAAAAAAAGAAAGUACAGCCAAACACAACUGUUUAAACUGUAAAUACUCAACCCAUUCUUCCUGCUAUGCCUAGAAAUUCUGUUAUCACGUGGUGAGAAGGGAAUUAAAAAUGUCAAUGCCUAGAAACCACAAGCUUAACUUAUAGUUGAGAAGUUUUUAAACUGUCCGAAUGAGAAGUUUUAGUUGUACACUAAAUUCCGCUUCUGCUUGUAGCAGAAGACAAUAUUGACGCGAAGAAAUGUUUGUUUUCGCUUAACGAUCUACUUAACGAUACUUGAACAGUGUGCACGUGAUCAAUGGUUAUUAGUCACAAUACUUAAUUUUCAUACCGAUAGGUUGCGUUCCUUUUUCAGCUAAUAUUCGCAAGGAAACUAGCUCUCUUAUUGAAACCUAAAAUCCAUCCAAACUAAUCUGACUUAAUGUAUGAUUUUCGUCUAAAAAAUAGUGCUCGAAUAAUUAUUUUUUUAUAAAGAGAAAGAAACAAAACGAAACACAAAUGUACAGUAUUACACCCUAAAUUCACACCCCGUCUAAUUUCAUGCAUCCGUCCUGUGCGCCUCCCCGAAAGAUUUCAUUUUCAGCAAAGAUAACAUUCUCAUACAUCGAACGUCAAAUAGGGGUUGAUCAUUGCCAAACCAGCAGCCAGUGAUUCGAAUCGAAACAAGCAGCAUAAAUGAACAAUUCAAAUCUAGUCAUUUCAACAAUUAUCCUGUAUCGAGCAGUACGCCGCAAAAUCUGUUCUCCCGAGCACUAUUCUAGCUUAUUUUCAGUACUUAGAAAAUCCCUUCGCAGCUCCCGCGCGAAUGCUAAUCAUGACAACCUCCGCCGAUUCAACUCGCUUAGAUAGAAGGCCUAGUUUCGGAUCGGAUACUGUAAUCACGAGAUCUAGACAGACCCAGACUGGGGUUCACCCAGUCCAGCGGCUACCCAAAAUCAAAAGUGAAUACAUUAAUUAGAUUGAGCAAGAGAAAAAAAAGAACUACGUGCUGUAUACCAGUUGUUUACCAGUUUAGUUUGUAAGAGCCCCUGUUCCCAAACAUAAGAUAUAAGAAGGACUAAUUUCGCUAGCAUUAAGUUUUCGCUUCCAUCCUUUCCUCUAACUGUUACUACUAACUUUAAGUGUGCUAUUUUAAAAUUUUACGUAUAAGGCUUUGUGAGUCGCUGAGAUCUGAUUUGGGAGCUGGAGAAAACACGAAACAAUAAGCAAUUUGUUUUAAAUUUUUCAAUACGAACAACUCAAAGCUGGAAACAACAACAACAACAAA